AGUUCGUCCAGUCGCACGAAAAGGAAAUCCAAGAAGUGUAAGAAAUGUGGAAGCAUAGUUCAGAACUUAAGCCGCCAUCAAAGCGAUGUGCAUAAAAUGUCAAAGAUGAAAAGAAAACUGGAUGUUUAUGUAACUCGAGAAAGAAAGCCACCCAAUCGAAGGAUAAAAUUUUGUCCUCUAUCCCCGUGUAAGAGGGAGAAGAAACCGAUAUUUCAACUCCACAAACAUUUGCAGACUGGUAUACACAAACUAAAACCAGGAACACCUGCUUAUUUAAAUGCGCUAUCGCACGCUCCACGAGCUUCGUUCAAAAAAGUAGAAUCCCACUUAAAACGCAGGAAAAACGGCAGGCAGGAGAAACAGUACAGCGAAAGUGACGAAGAGGCUAAUUGGCAAGAUGAAGAUAACAACACACACGAGGAGGUGGGGUCUAAACGAUGCAGCCCAGGAAAAGUGACGAAUUCGAGGAUGAAGAUUAUGAGGAACUAGCCACAAAGGCUGAUGAAAAUUAAAGAAAGCAGCCUGGAAGAUUAAGCAUCGACAGGAUAGAGCAGCAGAGAGUAAAAGGAGACACAAGCCCAAACGCAGAAGAUCGCAAGAAACCAUUUCAGAGACAAGCAACUGUGGAAGCAGAAAACUGCAAGAAACCAUUUCAGAGGCAAGCAACAGUGCAAGCGAAGUUAACGAGGGCGAUGGUGCAUACCCUGAAGACAAUGAAACAGUCGAGGAUAUUAUUCCGUGCAGCCCAAAUAUAGACAGUGCCAGGGUAACUAAAGAAGAUUAUGAAACACUUGCAAGAGGAGCACUAAACAAGAUGAAGAAAACAUCCAACAAGAGGAAGCAUCGAGGGGAAGACAGAAGAGAAGAUAAUGCGAUGAAAACCAUUACAGACAGUGAUGAAGAAUACGAUAAUCUCACAAGAAGAUUAUGGAAUAAUAGUCAUGAAGAAAAGAAGAGUGAAAGGAGCGACGAGGAAAGAAAGAAUCUAGGUUCAAAAGAGAUCAGCGACGGAGGACUUGACGGUGCUAACGGGGAGAACGUAGUCAGUUGUAAUCAGACAGAAUGUUUUGAAAUUUCCGACAGCGACGAGUCUGGCUCGGAUCCUGACUACGAAUGCGAAGAAGAGAUUAAUUCAAGUGACUCCAGUCAAUCGGACAUAUCCCUCGACUCCUCUUCUCUUCCUGUUGAAUGCGAGGAACUAUUGACCGAAUUUGUCGAGAUUGUCGGGGAAAGUAAUGUUGACGAAGGAUCACUUUUGGAUAAAGAAUUAGAUUGGCUCCAAGAAGUGACGGAGUUUAAAGAAAACAAGUUAUCGCAUGGUCACGUUUUUAAAACACCUGUCGAGUCAACGCAGGAACUGGUACGAUCGGCGGAAGAGUACGAUAAAUACGUACAGGAGGAACUGUGUUGUGUGAUUGGAGGAGAUCAAAGCGAUAAUGAUGAUGCGCUCGACACAGAUUGGAACCCAAGCGAUUGUGACAUUGAGGAAGGAGCAGACGUACAGACAGAGAACAACGAUGUCAAUGAUGAGCUUACUGGACAACUGCUGACGGAGUUUUAUGAAUGGUUAAUUGACGUGGAUGGAGGGUACAGAUCAGAAAAAAUGGCGCAGCAGUACAAAUCCCAGGUACGGAGUGUCGUUCGCCGUCUAAAACAGGAGGAAACGGCAGCCAAAGAAGCCCAAAACUCAAAACCUUCAGUGUACCUGCUAGUGCGUCCGGAAAAAGAAGGGGUAAAUCUCUUGAAAAAGUGGCUGUCAUAUGCUGUGGAAAAGUAUCAGCCGGGAACUGUGAGAUCUUAUCUCAUGAGUUUGCGUCUGUUCUAUAAAUUCUUAACGCAAGAAAGAAAAUCUGAGAUGUCUGAUGUGAGUGUGGAUACCUUAAAUGCACGCCGGGAUCUCAUGACUUCAUGGUCAGCGGCCCAAAAGAAAAAGGUUUUAAAGAGGAAACUCCAAAAAUACGACGAGGAUUUCAACAAGCUCAUUUCAAGUGAACAGUUUUACAAGGUCUGCCAUGGUGAACAACGCAUAAAUGCCAUUAAAAAGCUGGCCACUUCUUCACAAGAAACGAAUAAAGGCACUGAUAUUCGAAGAAUUGUCAACGACAAGACCCACUGUGAGGUGCGAGACUGGCUUAUAACUCGUCUACUGAUCGAUAAUAGUGGAAGAAGCGGUGUUGCUUCAGGCAUGAAAGUCAGCGAGUUUAAGGCUGCGGUGUUCUACCCGGGCACAGACGAAGACCUUGCUCGUUACAGAAUCCUUGUAAGUGAUCACAAAACCGCCGGUGUCUACGGCGCUGCAGUUGUUUGGGUGUACGAUGACCUCUACAACCUGAUGGACAUGUACCUUAGAACUGUACGAAGCCAAUUCGCUGCGACAGCUGCCACGGAGGUUGAGCAGUUUUUUAUUUCAAGUUAUGGGAUGUCACUGACGUCUUCACAAGUAUCAACUUCCAUAUGGAGGGCUUUUCAGAGAGAGGGCAUCUUUAAGGAGGGGCGAAUAUGUGCUACAACAAUAAGAAAGUCGCUUGCAACCGGCAUGCAUGUACAUAUGCCACAUGAGAAAGAUCAUCUCGCUGCCUUGGCUCAGCAUAAGACGCAAACUCAAGCCAGGUAUUACCGUGUGCAUGACAAAGUUAGAGAAACGGAUUUAGGUCGCAGAGCUGUUCACAAACUUGUUUCUCUUAAAACUCACAACAUUCAUGAGGCUCAUUUGGACGGAAAGGAAGAAAUCACAGGAAAACCAUGGUCGGUGGAAGAGACGGAGCAGCUAAAGCGUUUAUUUAGUGAAGACAUUGAGACUGGAGCAAUUGAAGAACCUAAAGUGACAGAAAAGUUGUUAUCAGAAGACCUUCUCAAGGAUCGUUCCAUUAAGGCGAUAGUCUUAAAGCUCAGGAGGCUGAGAAAAGAACACAUGGAAUCAGUUGAACCCCCUAAUCAAGAAGAGGCAAGUCAUGAGAAAGUGGCCAGAUUUCUCAGCUCAGCAGCGCCACCUGCACCUCCAUCCGAAGUGAAUUCGACAGCAUCUGUUUCCACUGAAUCUUCCAGGUUCUGGAGAAAGUUCUCGGAUGAGCAAGCGAGCUUUCUCUUCAGUAUUACAAGAGAUAUGAUCGAAAGUGAUGCAGUAAAGAGGGAAGUUGUCUGGCAGAGGGUGAAGGAGAAUGAAAAGUCUUUGGAACUCGAGUUGAUUACUGGGAGGGAAAACGAGGAAGAGGAACGCAAAACAAAACAGCGGCUAACAGACAAAGUGAGAAAAAUGGCAAAAGACUUUAAAGGAAAACGGUAA
Messenger RNA from Porites lobata, 3283 nucleotides. Lineage: Eukaryota; Metazoa; Cnidaria; Anthozoa; Scleractinia; Poritidae. The record is from the annotation of a GenBank genome assembly.